AUGAAGGAGUAUCCUGAAGAAUAUCUAGGACAGCAUAUCUCAACAUUACCUACACCAUGUAUGGUCAUUGAUGAAAAGAAAUUCAACUCAAAUUGUGAGAAUAUGCUCAAACAUGUCGGCGAGUUAGGUUCUUUAACUGAACAUCCUAUAUUGUUUAGAGCUCAUGUAAAAACGCAUAAGACAACAGAAGGUACUCUGCGCCAAUUAGGAUUUGAAGGGACUUCAGCGCCAUUUAGAUCAAAGGCUAUCCUAGUUUCCACAAUUAAGGAAGCUGAAGGUUUACUAGAAUACCAGGAUUCUAUCAACGGGGUGUUUGUCGAUGACAUUGCUUUUAGUUUGCCUGCAUGUGUACCAGAAGUAUUGGAAAGACUAUCAUCGAUCUCUACAAGGGUAAGUAAUCUUAGGGUUUUUGUCGAUAAUAUCGAUCAUUUGGAAAAUCUGAAGCAAUUUGGUAGACCAAAAAGUGGCAAAAAAUGGUCAAUAUUUCUAAAGAUUGAUAUGGGAACAUCGAGAGCUGGAUUGGAAGUUAGAUCUGAAGAGUUCAAAGAGUUAGUUGAGAAAUUAUGUGAUGAGUCAGUGAAAGAAGUUACCCAAAUAUUCGGUUUGUAUGCCCAUGCUGGUCACAGCUAUAGCUCCCAUGACAUUAACGAAGCUAAUGGAUACUUGAUUGAUGAGAUCACAGCUGUUAAUGAAGCUGCCAAGCUAGUUGGUAGUGUCACAGAAAUCGAGCCUAGACUUUUAACAUUGUCCGUUGGGGCAACUCCAACAGCAAAUUCGUUGAGUACAAAGGAAAACAAAAAACUCAUUGAUAUUAUAAGAAAUGAUUUAGUUGCACCUUUAGAGAUUCAUUGUGGCAACUAUCCAUGUUAUGAUCUCCAACAAUAUAGCACAAAAUGUAUUAAAUUAAACAAAAUCUCUGCCUUCGUCUUAGCAUCGAUAGUUUCGAAGUAUGAGAAGAGAAACGAGGCAUUAAUAAAUGCAGGAGUAUUAGCAUUAGCUAGGGAGAACUCCUCUAUCCCAGGUAUGGGAUUGUGUAUCAACACGGACAAAUAUUUACAUGCUCCAAGAGAUUUCGAAGUGAGCUCCUUUGUGAACCGUGUUUCUCAGGAACAUGGUAUCUUACAGCCUUACAAUAGAGAUAAAUGCGAAGAUUGGAAACUAGGUGAGAAGUUACUAGUGAUUCCACAACAUGCUUGUAUAACGAUGGCUCAAUUUCCAUACUACUUUGUAUUCAAUGAUAGUGGUAAAGUAAUUGAUGUUUGGAAGCCGCAUCAAAAGUGGUAA
Nakaseomyces glabratus is the source of this 1284-nucleotide messenger RNA. It is a transcript of the gene DSD1, whose product is annotated as D-serine ammonia-lyase DSD1. Lineage: Eukaryota; Fungi; Ascomycota; Saccharomycetes; Saccharomycetales; Saccharomycetaceae. Gene Ontology annotation, molecular function: D-serine ammonia-lyase activity. Gene Ontology annotation, biological process: D-serine catabolic process. The record is from RefSeq and is a predicted model, not a curated record.